This is a messenger RNA of Rotaria sp. Silwood1, 267 nucleotides long. Lineage: Eukaryota; Metazoa; Rotifera; Eurotatoria; Philodinida; Philodinidae. The record is from the annotation of a GenBank genome assembly.
AUGGCUUCAAGUGCGUUAACGUUAAUUCAAGGUGCUCAACAUCGAGCAUUUAUAUAUCAAGUCUCAAUUAUUUAUAUAAUUCUUAUGAUCGUUAUAUCAAUCGUUAAUCUUAUUAUUGGUGCCGUCUUUUAUGGACAAUGUGCUAAUGAGCCGAAUAUACCCAUUUUUCUUAUUGUUAAGGGUAUUACAAUUUGUGUAUUAUUUUCAUUAAAUUUAAUUAUGGUAAGUAGUACAUUCUUGAACAAUACUGCAAUAGUUUUCGAAUAG